Micropterus salmoides (largemouth bass) is the source of this 2943-nucleotide messenger RNA. RefSeq names its product 2-epi-5-epi-valiolone synthase (gene eevs). Gene Ontology annotation, molecular function: 3-dehydroquinate synthase activity. The record is from RefSeq and is a predicted model, not a curated record. Bases 1172 to 2539 code for a protein of 455 amino acids. The transcript is spliced from 5 exons. Lineage: Eukaryota; Metazoa; Chordata; Actinopteri; Centrarchiformes; Centrarchidae. Gene Ontology annotation, biological process: antibiotic biosynthetic process.
CACAAAAAGAGAGAGACUGAGACAAAGAUGGCGGGAGGAAGAAAAAGAACAACUUCAAAUGAAAACUCAUUUCUAAAUCACAUGAAGUCAUCACAUUAUUUAUUGUUGUUUGGAUUUCUAUUGUGUUUAUUUGUUUAUUUAUCUGCUCUACUCUUUGACUUACUACUUGUCGCUGUAACACCCAAAUAUGCUACACAGGGGAUAAAUAAAGUUUUAUCUAAUUAAUAUUCUAUGUUCCAUAAUUGUUGUUGAGAUUUCACGUACUGUUGAAUUUGCAAGACAUGAUGUCAUAUUAUAUUUCAUUUUACAUAUUUGUUCUGUUGAAUGUUUUAUAAGAAAAACAAGUUUGUAAGGCCUCAACAAUCCAUGCACUUCCACGUUUUGUUGUAUACCACUGGACCAAUGUUGAUCCAAUUCAAAUAAAGGUAUUUUAACACAAUUAUGGGAAAACAUUUGAAUCCUAUAAAAGCCAAAUGAAUUUAAUUUAAAUUGUAACACAGUGUUUCAUCAACAAAUAUAUGUGUUAUUCUAAAAACACAACUCAGCUAACAAAAAUUCAGCCCUGUCAAACUAGCAACAUAUUUAUGGAAAAUCUCAAAACUAUAGUUUUGUUUUUUCAAACUUUGAUGGAAGCUCUUUAACUCUCUUGUCUCUUGGGUUUAAAACAGCAGUCAAGCCUUUUGGAAAACUACUGUCAAGGUUGCAACAAUGCUGCUUAUCUUCAGUCAUGCAAAACACCCAACAGCAACAGCAUGUUAAGGCUAUUGUAAAAAUCCUGAGAGUGGAUUAAUGCAUCAGAUUAUUUUGUCAGUUUCCACUUUUAUAAUCCUUCUAACUUCAUCAUGGAGGCACUACAAUUCUAAAAUUCUCCAAAUCUAAGUUACCGGAAUUACAACAAAAAUGCUGUGCAUGACCACAUUUAUCUUUAUGUAGUUAUUGACAUGUUCUAUAUGUUACAUAGCUAAGUUGUGCAAUGCAUUGGUGCAAAAAAAAAGUGUAAUUUUCAGGCAGUGGAGCAGGUGUUACCUCACAGUUGCACAACAACUGGAUAAAGGCAAACGCUCCUCCCUGACCUCCAGGGUAUUCUCUAAAUACUAUGCUGUAUUAAAAGACUCUUGGUGUCGGAUUGUCAUUAUUAAGACAUCUCUAACUUACAGUCAGCACUGCAAGAAUGGGAAAGGUUCAUCUGGAGGACAACGAUACCAAAGAAAAGAAAACUGAAUUUAGCUUGGUACGGGUCAAAGGUACAUGGAGGAGCACAAUGGGAAAGAAAGACAAUAAGGACACCGCUGACUGUGUCUCUGCUGCAAAACUCUAUGAGAGCAUCACAGAAAAGUGCACCACUUGGACAGUGGUCAGCCCCAUCGUCUUUACUUACAAGGUAACCGAGACUCAGGACUUGCUGGACCCAAGCAACGACACCCUCCUGUUGGGCCACAUCUCUGAGCCGCAAGAGCUGGAGGACAUUAAAAAAUCAAACAAACCAAUCAAACGCUUUGUGGUUGUUGACCAAGAAGUCUACAAAAUUUACGGUCCCAAGCUAACUGAAUAUUUAGAUGCAUACAAUGUCCUAUACAAGAUCUUGGCUCUACCCACCAGUGAGGAGAACAAAUCCAUGGAAAUGGCCUUAAAGAUCCUUGAAGAGGUCAACAGCUUCUCCCUUGACCGCCGUACAGAGCCCAUCAUUGCCAUUGGUGGAGGGGUAUGCCUGGACAUAGUGGGCCUGGCUGCCUCACUCUACAGAAGACGUACCCCUUACAUCAGGGUCCCAACUACACUGCUCUCCUACAUCGAUGCCAGCGUGGGGGCAAAGACAGGGGUUAACUUUGCAAACUGUAAGAAUAAGUUGGGUACCUACAUUCCACCCACCGCUGCCUUCCUUGACCUGUCCUUCAUAAAAACUGUUCCUCGACGGCACAUCGCCAAUGGGCUGGCAGAGAUGUUAAAGAUGGCUUUGAUGAAAGACAAAGGCCUCUUUGAGCUUCUUGAGGAACACGGCUGUAUGCUGUUGGACACUAAAUUCCAGGUUGACAACAGUGUAUACGGACGCAAGCGCUUGCAGCCUGCUUCACAAGCUACUCAUAUAGCCAUUAUGACCAUGCUGGAGGAGCUUGCUCCAAAUCUUUGGGAGGAUGACCUAAACAGACUUGUGGACUUUGGCCACCUUAUCAGUCCAGCAUUAGAGAUGAAAGUUCUCCCAUCUUUGUUGCAUGGCGAGGCAGUGAACAUUGAUAUGUCGUACAUGGUUUACGUGUCCAACGAGAUUGGUCUAUUGACAGAAGAGGAAAAGCAAAGGGUCAUCACUUGCAUGGUGGGCAUGGAGCUGCCUGUCUGGCAUGAGGGGUGUACCAUGGAGCUCAUACAGAAGUCUCUGCAGGACAGGCUGGCUCAUUCUGGAGGCCUGGUCAGAAUGCCUCUCCCUGUUGGUCUUGGGCAAGCAGAAAUUUUUAACAACACAUCUUGUGAGAUCCUGCAUAGAGCUUACGAAAAAUGGUGUGAUGAGCUGAGCAUCUCUCCUGACAGCAGCUGUGACCCUUAACCUCCCCAUACCACAGCUGCAUCAGUUCGAUAUGUUUUUAGAAGAAUAUGUUUACAUUAUUGUUCAAAGGACAAAUGCGGGGUAACUAUUAGCACUUGUAUAUGCUACAUGUUCUGCAGGCUUCAUUCAUGCUCAUUUCAAAUGGUGCAAAUGGUGACAAUACCAAAUGUUGUCUGCGUUGUCAAUUAAUUUUAAUGGGUUGUAAAACAGAGCAAAUAUUUGAACUGUUUAACACUUUUGAUUUAAAUUUUCAUGUAUGUUUAGCAACAGCUACCAAGUGAUGCAGCAACUUGAAGAUUGUCAUUGUUUCAAAUCACAAAUUUAAAUUCACAAAGUUGAUACAACUACUGUGUUCUAGUUGUCUGAACGUUGCUUUUUUGGUUGAUUAAACAUUUUAUAACUUG